Plasmodium gallinaceum is the source of this 6078-nucleotide messenger RNA. RefSeq names its product conserved Plasmodium protein, unknown function. Bases 1 to 6078 code for a protein of 2025 amino acids. Lineage: Eukaryota; Apicomplexa; Aconoidasida; Haemosporida; Plasmodiidae. The record is from RefSeq and is a predicted model, not a curated record. The transcript is spliced from 3 exons.
AUGAAUAAAUAUAAAAAUCCCUUGAAGGUUUUAGAAUGCAAUGAUUAUAGUUAUGAAAACAUUGAUAUAUUUAAAAAUGAAUAUAUAGCAAAUAUAUUAUUGAAAGAUGGAAUAGAUUAUAUAGAAAAUGAAAAUAAUGAAAUAAUAAAAAAUGAUAGUUAUGUUAAUACUUUAUUUUUUGAUUAUCUGAAUACAAACAAAAAUGAUAUAAAAGAAAAUAAUAAAUAUGAAAAUGAAUUAAAAAAUGAAAUAAUAAAGAUAAAAAAAGAAAAAAUUGUCUUCAAUAGUAAAAAAAAAAACGGUAAAAAUAAUUCUCAAAAUGAUAAAAAUUUUUAUAUUGAUAAUCAUGACUCAUUUUAUAAUGACGAAAAAGUAACAAAAUGUAAUGUUUUAAUUAAAUCUAAUAAAUUUGAAAAAGUAAGUUAUUACAGUAAAAUAAAUGUUAAAAAGGAAAUAGACAAAAACCAAAUUAAAAGAAUUAAAAAAGAUUAUAGAUUUAGAGGUAUGCUACUUACAAGAGUGAAAGAAUUGAUUCCAUCUAAAUGUCAUUAUACUGAAUUAAAUACAAAGAGAAAAAAAAUAUAUUUGUUUAAACCAAGAAAUAUUAAUUAUUUUUUUUGUAAUUAUUUCAAAUAUGAAAAAACAGAAAAAUCAUUUAAUUUACCACAGAAAAAGUACUUAAAAUUUUUUAUUAAAAAGAAAAACUUACAUAAAUGUAGCUUUAAAAUUAGAAAAUUUUUUUUAAAAAAUGAAAUUUUAAAAAAAAAAGAAAAAAAACAUCUAAUUCCUAUUAACAAAAUUAAUAAAGAUUUUAUAGGAUUAUAUUACAAUAAAAUAAAAUAUAAUAAGUAUGAAAACAGUUCACUUAAUAAAGAAAAUGAUAUAUUAGUUAAUAAUAAUAUAAAUAAAAAGUUUGUCUAUUCAGAAAAUCUUGCAAAACCAUUCAACAGUAUAAAUUGCAUGACUUGUGUAGAAAAUAAAAAUAAAGAAGUUGAAGAAAAUGUUACGAAAUAUAAUGUGGAACAUUAUAAAAAUGAAAAAAUAAAAUCAUUAAAUAAUAAUAAUAAUAAUAAUAAUAAUAAUAAUAAUAAUAGAGAUAAUAAUAGAAAUAAGUUAAAUGUCAAUUCUAAUGAUAUAUGUGAUGAAUAUGAGAAUAGAAGUAUACUACUGAAUAAGAAUGAAAUUAAUAAAUUUUUUAAUGAAAAAAAUAAUGAAAAAAAAAUAUUAAAUAUUAAUUCUGAAAAAACAAAUAAAAAAAACAACUCUAGAAAAUGUAAAGUUAAAAAAAGUAUUUCAUUUAAUAAUGAGUUAAAGAAUGAUCAAAUGAAAUUUAUAAAUAAUACGCAGUCUAGUUUUAUAUUUAGAAGUACUAUGAGUAACAGUAACUCAGAAAAAAUAAUAGAUAAUGAAGAAAAUGAGAAUAAUUUUAAUUAUAAUGUAACUAAUGAGAAUAAUAACAAGGAAUGUUAUAAAUUUAAGAAAGAAAUUUACCUUUCAAAGAGUGUAGAAAAUGAUAGUAUGCGUGGUUCUAUGAGUAGUUUUACUAAAUCAGGAAAAAAAUUAUACAAAGAUAACAAUGAAGUAAUGAAUGUUAAAAAAGAAAAUAUUGAAAAAGAGAAAAAAACUAAUAAAAAAAGGAUUAAAAAUAUAGAAAAAAAUUUAAAUAAUAUAAAAAAUAUAGAUAUGGAAAAUUCAUAUAUUAAGUAUAUUUAUAAGCCAGAAAGAAAUUUUCAUGAUUUUGAGAAUUGUGAAAAAAAAACGAAUAAAUCAAAUUUUUCUAAAAAAGAAGAAAAUGUCAGAAAUUCUAACUUUAUUUUUAAUAGAUAUCAAGACCAAUUUCAAAAAAUUAUUACACCUAAAAUUGAUUGUGGAAGUAAAAAUGUAUAUGGGUUUGGUGAGACAUUGAAAUUUAUGAAGUAUAGAGAGUUAUUAAGAAAGUAUAUGGGAACUUUUUAUAACUAUAGUUCCUUUAAAUGUGCAAGUUAUAUUAUAAUUUAUGCAUUAAUACUAAAAAUAACUGCACAAAUUUCUAAAAAUUUAACAGUAUCAAAUAUUACAAAUGAACAAAAUGAUGUAAAUGCUAAAAACUCAAACAUAUUUUUAAAUAUUCAUGACACAGAUGGAAUUAUUCAAUCUGUUUGUUAUGUUAUUUUAUUAAUUUGUAUAAUUUUGUUAAUAAAAUUAGGCAUUCCAUCCAAUUAUUUAUUAGCUGGUAGAUUAACCAUUAUAUUUAUGCUUUUAUUUGUUAUUCAAAUACCUAUAAUGGUUUAUGCAAAUUUCUUGUAUUUAAAAAAUGAGGAACUGAAUGAUAAAACUCAUAAUAAGAUUUAUGAAAAGAAAGAUUACUUCAACUUGCAGUUGCAGAAAAUAUUUGAUACAUUUUAUAUGGAUACUUUUAAUUUAUUAAUAUACACUUUUCUAAUUAAAUUAGUAUCUCUAUAUGCAACAUAUCAUAAAUUAAUAUAUCCACAUUUAUUAAAAUUUUAUUUAGAUAGAUUUUUUUUGAAUUCUUAUUCUAUAGUUAAAAAAGAAAUGAUUCAUUUUAGAGUUCCAAAUAAUAUUGAUGCAUAUUAUUUAAACAAAAUGAAUAGUUAUUUAUUUAAUUCAUUAUAUAAAAAGCAAGAUCAACCAUCAAAAGAAGACUUAGAAAGUAGUACAAGAAGUGCAAUAGGAUAUAACAUAGUUAUAAAAAAAGAAAGAUGUUCUCCUUUUAUGAAAUUAUUUAAGAAAAGAAUGUCUAACUCUCUUUUUAGAUCAAGAAAUAGGAGGAAUUUAAAUUUUUAUAUUAUUUUUUAUAUAGGAGAAUUAGAUAAUAAAGGUAGACCACAUGGGUUUGGAUAUUGGAGAGGUAUAAAUUUAGAAGGAGAAGUUUUAAUUGGCUAUUGGUUUCAUGGGAUACCAGUUGGUCCGUUCAAAUGUCGAGAUUUUAAAACAGGUUCAGGAUUUAUGUGUAUAAAAAUAGGAUAUGGAAAAACAAACUGUGAAUUGAAUGAUUUAGAAAUAGGUCUUGCUGAUACGGAAUGUUGUGUUAGUGGAGCUUUUUACAGAACAUUUCCAAGAGUAGUCUUUUAUAAUUUAAAUCUAACAAGUGUUAACACAAAAAAUAAGAGGAAUGGAGAUAAACAUGGAUUAAUAGAAAAAAGGGAAUGUUGUGAAUACUUAAUUGUUAAUAAAGCUAGUAAUGAUAUUUUAAGAUUUGAUUAUUCACAACUCCUACAAGAUUGUGAUGAAGAUAAGAUUAAUUUUUAUCAAAAGGAUGAAAGCAAUAAUAAUGAAGAAAAUAAAAAAAAUAUUUUAAGCGAUAAUUCAAAUUUAUAUAAUGAAGAAUUACCCAGAUCAUUUAUAAAUGACGAGACAUUUUUAAAAGGAGAAAUUCUAAAUUAUGAUGAUAUAUAUAAUAUGAGUUAUAGUAUUAAAAAUUUUACGUUAGAAAAUGAAAUACAAAAUGAGUUAAAUAAGAAUGUUGAAAAAAGAGAUGAAGAACAAAAAAAGGAUAUUAAUAAAAAUAAAGAAGGUUCUUCAAAUAGGAUUCAUCUUAAGGAAGAAUUUGAAAAUGUUGAAAACAAUAAGAAACAUGAAAGACAUAGAAAAAAAUCAAAAAAAAAGGAAAAAGAUAAUAAAGGAAAAAAUAAAGAAAAAAAAAAAACAAAGGAAACAAAGGAAAUUAUAUCAAGCAUUAAUGAAGAGUCUAACUUUAUUAUAAAAAAUAACAAAUAUGAAACAUAUAAAAAUGUAAAAGGAAGAAAUAAAAAACAUAUAAAUUCAUUUACAAUGUCAUCAAAUGAAAGUUAUAGCAAUAUAUCUAUGAUAAAUGAAGACAUAUGUAUAGAAAAAAAAAAUAAAAAUAAAAUAGAAGAAAUAAAAUAUGGAUCAUUGAAUAAAGAAAAAAAAUUUAAUAUAAAUACCGAAAUUGUUCUUGGUGAAAGGAACUUUGAAAUUAUUGAAAAGCAUAAUCAAGAAUUAAAAGAAAAUAAUAAGUUAUUAAAAAAAGAUAAUGAAAUAACAUUAGAGUCUGUAAAAAAUGAAAAGAAAGGAGCAAAAGAAAGGUAUAGGAUGUUAGCAAGUCGUUUUUAUCUAAAAGAUAAAAAAAAAAAAAUAAAAAAAGAAGACCAAAAUAAAAAUUUAAGUGAAAGAGUAAGUGAUAAUAGUAUAAAUGAAGACGAGCAGUAUGAAAAGGACACAAAUGAAAAAGAAAAAAAUAAAAAAAAAAAUAAAAAAAAUAAAAAUAGCACUGGUAAUAAAUGUGAGAGGAAAUAUAGAAUUUUAGGAAGUAUUAGAGAAAAAAAAAAAAAUGGAAAAAAUGAAGAAAAAAGAAAAAUAAAAAAAAAAAUUGGUUAUAGUAUGACAAAUACGAUAUUAGGAAUAAAAAAUUAUAAUACUUUAAAAAUAAAAAAAAAAAAUAGGAAAAAAAAUGGAAACAGAAAAACAUUUCUUCCAAAAGCAUUAUCUGGAACAUUGCCUAAAUUAAAAAUAAAAAAAAAACGAAGACGAUUAUUAUUUUCUGAUACAAUAACAAAUGUAUAUAAAACAAAAUGUAUGAAUAUUAUUUUACAAAAUUUAUGCCCACAUAUGCCGAAUUUUGGUAUAAUUUAUAAUACAGAUCUUCACAUCUCUAUUGAUGCAGAAAGGGGGUUAUAUAUAACGGGUUAUAUAAAUAAGAAAAAUUCUAAUUUAGUAUAUAGCAAGAAUGGAAAUAAUGAUUUUGAGGAUAACGAAGUGAAAAUUAAAAUUAUUAAAAAAAGUAAAAAUAGUUUAAAUGAUAAAAAGGGAAAUGAAAAACGCUUAUAUUCUUGGAUAGAUGAUAUUAAAGAACUAAGUUUGGAUGGUUGGGUAAAGUGCGAAUUAGCCGGUUGCUUAGAAGCAGUUAUUUUUAUACAUGGUUAUAAUACUAAUCAUUUGGAAGCUUUACAAAUUUUGGGGCAAAUGGCAUCAUUUGGUAAUUUUCCUAAUUAUAUUAAAUUAUUUUUGUUUAAUUGGCCAUCAGGAAAAAACUUUUUAGAAUUUUUUAUUGCAAAAGAUAAUUCAAAAAAUAAAAAAGUACAUCAUGCUUUUAAGUCUUUUCUAGAUACUCUUAGAAAUAAUGGAAUAAGGCAAAUACAUAUAAUAACACAUAGCAUGGGCACAAGGAUGUUCUUAAUGGCUUUCCAUGAUAUCGUAAGUAGUGAAUUAUUCUCAACUAUCGAUGAAAAAGAAAGUGCUUCAAAAAAUGUAACAAAAAUGAAAUUAAUAACUCUAACUAUGAUGAAUCCUGAAUACUAUUUAAGUGAUUUUGUUAAUAAAGAAUAUGUAUUUCUUAGAUCAUUUUGUACUGUUAUAUCUAUAUAUUGUGAUUCUAACGAUAAGGCAUUAAAAUGGGCUGAAAUAUUUAGUGGUACUAAAUCAUUAGGAAAAAAUAUUUUUGAUUUAAAUAUAUGUAAGGAUUAUCACAAUUCGAAGAACUUAAAUGCAUAUGAGAAUUUUGUGUUUGAUAGUAAUAAAUUAGAAUAUUAUUCAAUACCAGUAGAAAAUAGAACUGAUGAAACAGAAGAAGUAAGUUUAGAUCCCAAAUUAAUUUCUUCAUAUAUUGAAAAUGGUAAAUUUCAAUAUAAGAAAGACAUUGAGAAAAUGAAGAAUAAAGGAUUUAUGACAUCAGUUGUGCAGAAAUUAAGAAAAGUUGUCAAUUUUUUUUAUAAAAGAAAAAGGAGACAUAAAUUAACUAUGAAUGAUCACAAUUCGAUAGACAAUGAUAAUAGCUUUUUAAAUAAUGAAAAAACACAAAAUAUGAUGCAUCAACCACCUAUGUUUAGAAAUACAUUAUUAGUAUUUACAGGAAUAGAGCCUACUUACUGCUAUCGAGAUAACAGAGAUUGGUUAGAUGUUGAUGUAAUUGAUACAACAUGGUUAGGAUCAAAUGUCCAUACUUUAAGACAUUCUUACUGGUCUUUAAAUAGAGAAAUUAUUGAAGAUAUUAGAGAAUUAAUAGUAACUAGGAAAAGAGCAAGACAAAGAACCUCACGACUAGAUAGAAGAGAAGGAAAUGUGUGGGUUUAUAGAGUAGCACCAUCUCAUUUAAAGUCAAUAUUUGAUUCGGAUUUAUAA